GCUUCCUUGGGCUCACGAUCUGCUUGAAGAGCAUCUGGGUUCACACCAGAAACUCCACCAAAUCUCAGCUACUAAGCCGAAUAUGUCAUGGUAUCCUCCUCAUCCAAAUUCAUUUAUGAUCAAUACUGAUGCAUCUUUGAUCAUGGGACAGGCUGGUUAUAGUAUUAGUGCAGUAAUUAGAGAUUCGGAAGGCUCGUUACUGGUGGCGGAGACAGAAUUUGUGAAUGGCUACAGUUCAGUUUUGUUGGCUGAAGCAUCUGCCAUACUGUUAGGCCUUCGGUUGGCCCUCAGCCGGUCCAUUCUUCAAGCUCAAGUUGCCUCUGAUAAUGCAACUAUCAUCAACAAUAUCCAGCUGAAGUCGGCCAACAAAUCGGAGUGGAAUCCAAUUGUGCAGAAUAUUAUUCAUUUUAGAGAUUCUUUUCAGUCUCUUGAUUUUUUAUUUGUUCCUAGAGACUGUAACAAAGUGGCUAAUAGUUUAGCUAAGUGGAGUCGUUUGACUCAAAAGUCUGCUAUUUGGACUGAUUGUUUACCCAAUUGUGCUGCUGCUAUAUUAAUAGCAGAUAAGCCUAGUGUUGCUUAAUAAAGUUUUUCCUUUUAAAAAAAAAAAAAACGAUAAAUUUUCCAAUCCAUCUGAUUAUAAUGUGAUGCACACAUCUAUUGGUGAUGAUACGACAACAUCAAGUACGCAACAUCCAAAUAUUCAUAUUAAAUAUACCAAUAACAAUGACCAAGUUAGUAUUCAGCAAGGAUUAUCUAAGAGACAACAAAGUUCUCGUACACACCCCUAUAUAGACAAAGAGGGAUCGUCUCAUGAAGAAUGUGUUUCUCUCGUUCCCGAUUAUGGUGUGACUUAUCUCUCUGCAAUCGCUUCUUCCACAAAUGAUAACAAUAAGCAACUUGUUUAUAUGCAAAACAAUAUUCUCAUCUAACUCAACCACCCUUUAUUUUUCUUCAUUGACAUUUUAAAUUUUUUCCCCACAAAUAGAACCCGACUGUAACUAUUGAGGAGCCAAUCUGCCAAGCAACCAUAUCAAGACCUUGUAGGGGACAAUUGAUUCAACGGUACACUUGAUAUCGAUAAAUUCUGAAAGAGGUGCCAUCUGAAGCAUUUUCUCUUCUACUGGUGUCGAAAUGCAUGCAUUGUGAAGCGAAGCGAUUCAAACAUGAAUCAAAAGGCUUUUGUUGCGCUAAUGGACAAGUUCAUUUGACCACCAAUGAAGUUCCAGAUGAACUUUAUGCAUUGUUAAUUUCUGACACUCCUGAUUUGCACAUUUUCAAACACUCAUUUGAAUUUAUAAUAAUUAUUUUGCUUUUACUUCUUUGGGAGUUAAAUAUGAUAAAACUCUCUAUUAGAGGGUCAAUGGGAUAUACACUUUCAGAGCUCAAGCACAAAUAUAUCACAACAUAAUCGAUUUGAUCC
This is a messenger RNA of Cannabis sativa, 1420 nucleotides long. RefSeq lists its product as uncharacterized. Lineage: Eukaryota; Viridiplantae; Streptophyta; Magnoliopsida; Rosales; Cannabaceae. The coding region runs from base 83 to 580 and encodes 165 amino acids. Gene Ontology annotation, molecular function: nucleic acid binding; RNA-DNA hybrid ribonuclease activity. The transcript is spliced from 2 exons. The record is from RefSeq and is a predicted model, not a curated record.